AUGCCUCAUGCACUCUCCACGCCCCAGACGGGUUUCCAGGCCCUGAUCCUUUGCGGUCCAGGAGGCAGUCUCAACACCUUCACCACGGUGCCUGCCGAGCACCCCAAAGCCCUAAUCACCCUUGCAAACAGGCCCAUGGUAUGGUAUGUGCUGGACUGGUGUUAUCGCAUGGGCGUCACCAACAUCACCCUGAUCACCCCGCCAGAAUCCGAAACGACCAUCUCCGCCGCUCUGGCGCAAAACCCAUAUCUGACCUCCCUGCCAUCACCAUCCCCGGACAUCCUUGCUCCGGAGGGCCUGGACCACGAAACCGGCACCGCCGAGCUCCUACGCCUUCCCCAGGUCCAGGCAUGUAUAGUGAGUGACUUCAUGCUCUUACCAUGCGACCUCGUUUGCCAUGUACCCGGGGAGACCUUUCUGGAAACAUGGAUGGCUCAUCUUGGCGGUCUUGGAGGGGCAAUUGAUGGCACCGAGCUCGAGGUGCCGGGGCCAAAGCGUGUUGGUUUAGGUGGGGAAAAGGGCGGUCGUCGAGGCGGGCUGAGCGUGUGGUACUCGACCGUGGAGCGAGAGGAAAGCGUCAAAGAUGAGGAAUGUGACUUCUUCGCUACGGCAGCGCUGGACCAGGAGCAUGACGCGCCUCUAUCAAAGAAUGACCCUGACAGCAGGAAUCUACAGGGAGUGUUACGGAAACUGGUCUGGGCGAUGCCCAUGUCUUCAUUGAUGGAUGAGUGCGAGGAGAGCAAGGACCGAUCAUGGCACAUCCGAUCGAGUCUGCUUGCCAGGUACGGUUCGAUCAAAUGCCUGACCAAAUUCCGAGAUGCACAUAUUUACCUCUUCCCAUACUGGGUCAAGGAUUUUGCGCGGCUGAACGACGACUUUGACAGCGUCAGUGAAGAUCUUGUGGGGACAUGGGCCAAGGCGGAUUGGCGGAAGCCGGCUUAUCGAGCCCGACACACGGGGCGAAAGAGUUGUUCGGUCGGAAGAGCAAUGCGCUGA
Endocarpon pusillum Z07020 is the source of this 996-nucleotide messenger RNA. RefSeq lists its product as uncharacterized. The record is from RefSeq and is a predicted model, not a curated record. The transcript has a single exon. The coding region runs from base 1 to 996 and encodes 331 amino acids. Gene Ontology annotation, cellular component: guanyl-nucleotide exchange factor complex; eukaryotic translation initiation factor 2B complex. Gene Ontology annotation, biological process: cytoplasmic translational initiation. Gene Ontology annotation, molecular function: guanyl-nucleotide exchange factor activity; translation initiation factor activity. NCBI's taxonomy places the organism in Eukaryota, Fungi, Ascomycota, Eurotiomycetes, Verrucariales, Verrucariaceae.